Messenger RNA from Oryzias latipes (Japanese medaka), 2106 nucleotides. RefSeq names its product eukaryotic translation initiation factor 4E type 3. Gene Ontology annotation, biological process: translational initiation. NCBI's taxonomy places the organism in Eukaryota, Metazoa, Chordata, Actinopteri, Beloniformes, Adrianichthyidae. Gene Ontology annotation, molecular function: translation initiation factor activity; RNA 7-methylguanosine cap binding. The record is from RefSeq and is a predicted model, not a curated record. Gene Ontology annotation, cellular component: eukaryotic translation initiation factor 4F complex.
UAUAUAAAAGAAACACAACAGGCGGCCGAGAAAAACGCCCGCGCUGAUAGACAUUAGAUUUUUUUUUUUUAAUAUAUAUACAUUUUUUAUUUUAUUUCUUCAGAACUGACAAUGGCAGUUCCUGUCGCUGCUCUCCAGCUGAGCUCUCAACACAAUCUUCGAGAUUUGGGAAGGGUCCCACAUGACAGCGAGAGCGACACUCUGCCUCUACAUUCUUCGUGGACUUUCUGGCUUGAUAGAUCUCUCCCAGGGACGACAGCAGCCGAAUGUGAAUCAAACUUGAAGAAAAUCUACACUGUAGAGACCGUCCAGAGCUUUUGGAGAGUUUACAACAAUAUACCCGGUGUCUCCAGUUUGCCCUUAAGAUGCAGCUAUCAUCUCAUGAGAGGGGAAAGGAAGCCUCUGUGGGAAGAAGAAAGCAACGCUAAAGGCGGCGUCUGGAAGAUGAAAGUGCCCAAAGAGUGCACUCCUUCAGUGUGGAAGGAGUUGCUGUUGGCCACAAUCGGAGAACAGUUCAGCGACUUCUGUGCCUCAGAGGAUGAAGUUGUUGGGGUCAGCGUCAGUGUUCGAGACAGAGAAGAUGUGGUUCAGGUCUGGAACGAAAAUGCCUUCUGCUCCAACGAGUCAAACGUGCUUGAAAGGAUCUACCAGCUCUUGCCACAGAUUUCUUUCAAAGCCGUGUUUUACAAACCCCACAAGGAGCACCACGCCUUUGAAGGAGGCCGAUCUCGACACUAGCACGCUUUUGCACGCCAAACCUUUCGAGGUGUACAGUGUUCCUCUCUGCUGAUGAAGGUGUUUCGGGUCAUGGCGCUCAGGCAAACCACAGCGGUUGAGUUAGUCCUCAUGAGUACCUCAAUCCAGCUUAGGCUGUCACAUGAUUCAGACAAUUGAGACAUCACUUUUUUCUGAAAAGUACUUUUCAUGACGAAAUACUAUUUUAGUCAAACUGUUUUAGCUUUGUUUUAUACAGUGUUUUAUACUGGAGUGUUUUACAAAACCAAAAAUGAAAGCUUUUUCCUUCUCUUUUUCUCCCCCCUAAGUUACAUUCAAAUGACAUGAUUGUGCAAUUGAGUAUAGUUACUGAGUAAAACAGAUUUUUUUAAAUUCAAAUGAAUGCACAAACAAACCUAUAUGGUGUUGUUGGCUAAAAGUUUUCUCUCAUUUUAAUUUGAAUUUCAGACACUUUUUUUACGUGAACGAAAGUCUCUGUUUUAUCUUAAGCCUAGCAUUAAAACAAAAUAUUGCCCAGUUUUAUUUUGCCUUGUAGGACAAACUGGAAAGGAUAAAAAAAUUCACGAUUAUUGUUGUAAAAUUGAUUUUGUUGCCAAAAAAAAAAAAAUGAGGAAGAACUGCACUCAUUUUUUCAGAUUUGCACAUCAUGUUUAUAUGCAACUGUUUUUGUUAGCAUUUCUAAUUAUCUAAUUAAGUAAUGAAUCGAAUUGUCUUUGUUUACUUUGUGUUAUUUGGUAUCAACUCAAACACAACAGUGGCCUUUUUUUGUUUUUAUUUGACCUAAAUUAAAAUCGAUGAUUCUGGCUCCCCUCCAAAAAAAAAGAGAGUAACAAAACGGUUUUGGACAAAGUAAAACAGUUUUCCUCUUCAUUUUUAAGGCUGAAAAUGUUAUUUUCAGUGCUACUUAUGACAUAUGAAAAUCAUAAUAGGGAAAUCUGUUUAGUUUAAAAGGCUCCAUAGAUCCCUUCUUCUUUUUGUGCUGAUUAGGACCGCUGUAUUUCUUUUUUUUUUUACAACACUGUGGGGUGUUUGGAAGAAUCCUGAUAAUGCUGCUUUCAUUUAUCAAACCUAUUGUUUCUGGCAAUGAUGGCCCAGGCUACGGUUAACAACAGUAAACAUGUUUGUUUGUUUUUCUUAUGUUUUUGUGGUUCUGUAGUUAAUAUGACAUUAAAUGUGCAAACUCCAUUCCGCGUUCUUCUCUGAAGUCCAACGCAGUGGUAGUUCUGUGCCUUGUGUUAGUCAGUCAUUUGCACUGUUAGAAAUUCUCUGUUCAGCCUGUUGAAAUUGUGUACGUUUGUGUACAUUCACAGUAUAGUUGUGUUUAUCUCAAUUUUACACAUUUGAAUGGAAAAAUAAAGUUUAUGAAAGGUU